Racocetra persica is the source of this 939-nucleotide messenger RNA. The record is from the annotation of a GenBank genome assembly. Lineage: Eukaryota; Fungi; Glomeromycota; Glomeromycetes; Diversisporales; Gigasporaceae.
AUGGCGCCAGUACUGAUUUCAGCCUUAGAAGCAGAUUAUAUACUCAGAGGUAUCGAUGAUAACCUUCGUGCUGACGGGAGAGGACUUCUUGAUUAUCGAGAAGUGAUAUUAGAGACUGGCCUUAUCACCCAGGCAAAUGGCAGUGCUAGGUGUAGGUUAGGAGAAGGAACUGACGUACUUGUUGGUGUGAGAGUUGACAUCGGUAAUGUGGAAGUCGACGGAACUGAAGAAGAGGUAGCAAAUAUAAAGGCAAAGAGGGGAAGAGUAGUAUGUAAUGUAGAGUGUUCUCCGAUUGCAUCACAACAAUUUGCAGGAAGGGGCGCCGACGAUAUAAAUAAUGAGCUUACGCAGAUGAUGUCUCGUGUUUUAAAUGGUCCACAGGCUGGCUUAAAUCUCGAAAAAUUAUGUAUUAUUCCAGGAAAAGCUUGUUGGGUUGUCUACAUUGACGCUUUGGUACUAGAUUACGCCGGUAAUAUAGUGGAUACGAUGUUUAUGACCACACGAGCCGCUCUCUUUAACACUCAGGUUCCUAAAGCAAUUAUAAAUGAUCUUGGUGAUGGUGAAGUAGAAUUCGAUUUAUCGGAGGACGUAGAAGAAUGGGAAAGGAUCGAAGGUUGGGAGCAUGUACCAGUUUCAGUUACCUUAAAUAAGAUUGGUUCUCGACAUAUUGUUGAUGCAACACCAUUAGAAGAACUCACCACUGAAGCGAAAUUGCACGUAAUGGUUAAUAGGAACGGUAAAAUUUGCGGCAUGCAAAAAAGCGGGAGUGGAAGCAUUGAACAUAGCUUAUUGGGUGAAAUGAUUCAGACUGGGCGAUCGUUAGGACAGAGCCUGAUAAACAGUUUGGAUAAGAUGCUUCUACAGGAAGAGAAUGAUAAAAACGAAAAACGGAUGCGAAAUAAACCUGUGGAAAAGCUUGGAUUCUUUGCAGCUACUUAG